GGCAUAGGCUUGCAGGCCCCUUGCGAGCCAGGGUCAUUCAAGGACUGUAGUGAGAGUUAGGAAAGCCAGGCAAACCUGAGCAAGGAGGAGAAAAUGUUCUCUUCCCCUUAUCUCAUGUUGCAAGUUCUGAAUGCCUGGAUCAGCAGGAAGUGGCUCUUGCCUAGAUUAGAGGCGUUCCUCCUUAGGACAAGAACAUACUGUUCCUUGAAGAAGGGUGGCUGGGAGAAUUCUUUAACUCUGCAAACAUAAACAGAAUACAUGCUGUUCUUGAUAAAUCUUGUGUAUCUUUCUUCAAAGAUGUUAGUUUAAUCCCAUUAUGUGUGAAGGUACAUAUUGUUAUGCUUAUCUGAUUGCUGCAAGUAUAUAACCGUGUGGAAAAUAAACGACAGCAUGCAGUUGCAAGUGCUGCCUUUGCUCUGCAUCCCCUGUGUCCCGGUGAUUUCGCGACCCUUACCCAGGGACCCCAAUGCACUAGACGUUGACAAUUGGCGCCCGAACAGGGACCCUGAAGGACGUACAGGAAGGAGGAUGGACGGACCUGUUCCUGGCUCCCCGCAAGAUGGAUCCGGUCGAGGACCAAUUCGCACGGCUCCGUAUCCCACCAGACGACGGAUGGGGAAUCCAAACCAGGAUGAACUUCCGAUACAGGCCAUGGCACACUUAAACCUGGGGGGAAGGCGUCGCCGUCGGCAAACAUUUGCUACUGCGUUGCCUACCUGGGGACAAAUCAAAAAGCUUGGUGGGGAGAUGGCGGCAUCGCAGACCCUCGUAUAUCACAUCAGAAAUUUCCUGAUCAUAUUCAAACGCACUUAUGGAAAAUUGCAGCUGCGCUUAAGACUGUUAGAAUUUACAAUGGAACUUUUUCUGGCACAGCGAACUCUGCAUCAACUUAUAAUUUCACUAUUUCUAAAGAAAUGAAUGUAACUGCUUGUGUACCUUUGCCAUAUCUAUUUCUGAUAGGGAAUUUUAGCUUUGAUAAUGGAAUUAACUGUACCCAAUGUCGACUAUACUCUUGUAUUAAUAGUUCUAUAGAAUUUGAACCGGGAUAUUAUGAUUUUGCAACAGCGUUCUCACAUUUGGCUUCCGGUAAAUCUAGAACGACCAUGGGCUCAAAAUCCCGUGGACGCCUUAGUUUUGGAGUUUUUCAAAAAGAUGCUGAAACGUACAAAACGUUUUGUUGGCAUUAUUGUAGCGGUUGUUUUAAGUUUGAUUACAGUUACCGCGCUGGCCGCGGUAUCUGGUAUAGCAUUACAUACUUCUCUGCAAACCAAACAUUUCGUGGAAAAUUGGCACCGUGAUUCCCGAGACCUUUGGCUUUCCCAAACCAUGAUUGAUACUCGCUUGCAAACACAAAUAGAUGUCCUUAGGCAGACAGUGGGCUGGUUAGGGAAGAAGGUAUUGACACUAGAGAGGCAAAUUUGGCUUCGUUGGGAUUGGAAUUCUACGACUUUUUGUGUUACCAAUUUAAAAUAUAAUAAGUCACAGCAUGAUUGGAGCGUUAUCCAAAGGUACUUAGAAGGUAACUCGUCAGCGACUGACAUGAUCAAUAAUCUGCACACAAAUAUUCAGGAGAUCUUUGGUAGACCAUUUGAGACUGAAGAUGCUGCCACUCUGGCAGACUUGUUCCUUAAACAACUUGAGGGAUUAGACCCAAAAGGUAUCAUUCAGAGUUUAGGGCAUACUGCUGGAGGAAUGGGCAUUGUGUUGCUAGUUGUUAUCUUAUGCUUUAUGCUGCUACAUUUUUGCUAUGUAAAACCGUCCCAGAAUUCUAUGGCCACCCUUUGGAAGGCACUUUUAUUGAAACAAAAGAAAAAAGGGGGAAAUGAGAUGGCAUAGGCUUGCAGGCCCCUUGCGAGCCAGGGUCAUUCAAGGACUGUAGUGAGAGUUAGGAAAGCCAGGCAAACCUGAGCAAGGAGGAGAAAAUGUUCUCUUCCCCUUAUCUCAUGUUGCAAGUUCUGAAUGCCUGGAUCAGCAGGAAGUGGCUCUUGCCUAGAUUAGAGGCGUUCCUCCUUAGGACAAGAACAUACUGUUCCUUGAAGAAGGGUGGCUGGGAGAAUUCUUUAACUCUGCAAACAUAAACAGAAUACAUGCUGUUCUUGAUAAAUCUUGUGUAUCUUUCUUCAAAGAUGUUAGUUUAAUCCCAUUAUGUGUGAAGGUACAUAUUGUUAUGCUUAUCUGAUUGCUGCAAGUAUAUAGCUGUGUGGAAAAUAAACGACAGCAUGCAGUUGCAAGUGCUGCCUUUGCUCUG
Messenger RNA from Zalophus californianus (California sea lion), 2248 nucleotides. Its product is annotated as endogenous retrovirus group K member 7 Env polyprotein-like. Lineage: Eukaryota; Metazoa; Chordata; Mammalia; Carnivora; Otariidae. The transcript is spliced from 2 exons. Gene Ontology annotation, molecular function: structural molecule activity. The record is from RefSeq and is a predicted model, not a curated record. The coding region runs from base 391 to 918 and encodes 175 amino acids.